CAGCACGGGAUCUGAGACUUCCAAAAAAUGAAGCUGGCGACAGGACUGUGGGUCUGGGUGAGCCUUCUCCUGGCAGCGGGGACCGUCCAGCCCAACGCUUCUCAGUCAGUGUGUGCAGGAACAGAGAACAAGCUGAGCUCUCUCUCUGACCUGGAGCAGCAGUAUCGAGCCUUGCGCAAAUACUAUGAGAACUGUGAGGUAGUCAUGGGCAACCUGGAGAUAACCAGCAUCGAGCACAACCGGGACCUCUCCUUUCUGCGGUCUAUUCGAGAAGUCACAGGCUACGUGUUAGUGGCUCUUAAUCAGUUUCGCUACCUGCCUCUGGAGAAUUUACGCAUUAUCCGUGGGACAAAACUUUAUGAGGAUCGAUAUGCCUUGGCAGUAUUUUUAAACUACAGAAAAGAUGGGAACUUUGGACUUCAGGAACUUGGACUGAAGAACUUGACAGAAAUCCUUAAUGGUGGAGUGUAUGUAGACCAGAACAAAUUUCUUUGUUACACAGACACAAUUCACUGGCAAGAUAUUGUUCGGAAUCCAUGGCCUUCCAACUUGACUCUGGUAUCAACAAAUGGUAGCUCAGGAUGUGGACGUUGUCAUAAGUCCUGUACGGGCCGAUGCUGGGGACCCACAGAAAAUCAUUGCCAGACCUUGACAAGGACGGUGUGUGCAGAACAGUGUGAUGGCAGGUGCUAUGGGCCCUAUGUCAGUGACUGUUGUCAUAGAGAAUGUGCUGGGGGCUGCUCAGGACCGAAGGACACAGACUGCUUUGCCUGCAUGAAUUUCAAUGACAGCGGAGCAUGUGUUACUCAGUGUCCCCAAACUUUUGUCUACAAUCCAACCACCUUUCAACUGGAGCAUAACUUCAAUGCAAAGUAUACAUAUGGAGCAUUUUGUGUCAAGAAGUGCCCACAUAACUUUGUGGUGGAUUCCAGUUCUUGUGUGCGUGCCUGCCCUAGUUCCAAGAUGGAAGUAGAAGAAAAUGGGAUUAAAAUGUGUAAACCUUGCACGGAUAUUUGCCCAAAAGCUUGUGAUGGUAUUGGCACAGGAUCACUGAUGUCAGCUCAGACCGUGGAUUCCAGUAACAUUGACAAAUUCAUAAACUGCACCAAAAUCAAUGGGAAUUUGAUCUUCCUUGUCACUGGUAUUCAUGGGGACCCUUACAAUGCAAUUGAAGCCAUAGACCCAGAGAAACUGAAUGUCUUCCGGACAGUUCGAGAGAUAACAGGUUUCUUGAACAUACAGUCAUGGCCCCCAAACAUGACCGACUUCAGUGUUUUUUCUAACCUGGUGACCAUCGGUGGAAGAGUACUCUACAGUGGCCUCUCCUUGCUUAUCCUUAAGCAACAGGGCAUCACUUCUCUACAAUUCCAAUCUCUGAAGGAAAUCAGUGCAGGAAACAUCUAUAUUACUGACAACAGCAACCUAUGUUAUUAUCAUACCAUUAAUUGGACAACACUCUUCAGCACUAUCAACCAAAGAAUAGUGAUCCGGGACAAUAGAAAAGCUGAAAACUGUACUGCUGAAGGAAUGGUGUGCAACCAUCUGUGUUCAAGCAAUGGCUGUUGGGGACCUGGUCCCGACCAGUGCUUGUCCUGCCGUCGCUUCAGCAGAGGAAGGAGCUGCAUCGAGUCUUGUAACCUCUAUGAUGGUGAAUUUCGAGAAUUUGAGAAUGGCUCCAUCUGUGUGGAGUGUGACCCCCAGUGUGAGAAGAUGGAAGAUGGCAUCCUCACCUGCCAUGGACCGGGACCUGACAACUGCACAAAGUGCUCCCAUUUUAAGGAUGGCCCGAACUGUGUGGAAAAAUGUCCAGAUGGCUUACAGGGGGCAAACAGUUUCAUUUUCAAGUAUGCUGAUCAGGAUCGGGAGUGCCACCCAUGCCAUCCAAACUGCACCCAAGGGUGCAUAGGCUCAAGUAUUGAAGACUGCAUCGGCCUGAUGGAUAGAACUCCCCUAAUUGCAGCGGGAGUCAUCGGCGGGCUCUUCAUCCUGGUCAUCGUGGGUCUAACAUUUGCAGUUUAUGUUAGAAGGAAGAGCAUCAAAAAGAAAAGAGCCUUAAGAAGAUUUCUGGAAACAGAGUUGGUAGAACCCUUAACUCCCAGUGGUACGGCGCCCAAUCAAGCUCAACUUCGUAUUUUGAAAGAAACUGAGCUCAAAAGAGUGAAAGUACUUGGCUCAGGUGCUUUUGGAACAGUUUAUAAGGGUAUUUGGGUACCUGAAGGAGAAACAGUAAAGAUUCCUGUGGCUAUUAAGAUUCUUAAUGAAACAACUGGUCCCAAAGCCAAUGUGGAGUUCAUGGAUGAAGCUUUGAUCAUGGCAAGUAUGGACCAUCCACACUUAGUCCGGUUAUUGGGUGUGUGUCUGAGCCCAACCAUUCAGCUGGUUACACAGCUUAUGCCCCAUGGCUGCCUGUUGGAUUAUGUCCAUGAACACAAGGAUAACAUUGGAUCCCAGCUGCUGCUUAACUGGUGUGUCCAGAUAGCUAAG
This is a messenger RNA of Odobenus rosmarus divergens (Pacific walrus), 2484 nucleotides long. RefSeq names its product receptor tyrosine-protein kinase erbB-4-like. Lineage: Eukaryota; Metazoa; Chordata; Mammalia; Carnivora; Odobenidae. The transcript has 20 exons. The annotation marks the transcript as partial. Gene Ontology annotation, cellular component: signaling receptor complex; basal plasma membrane. Gene Ontology annotation, biological process: positive regulation of cell population proliferation; multicellular organism development; positive regulation of kinase activity. The record is from RefSeq and is a predicted model, not a curated record. Gene Ontology annotation, molecular function: ATP binding; epidermal growth factor receptor binding; transmembrane receptor protein tyrosine kinase activity.